CAAACAAACAAGAUGGGCGGGUAGUGGACAAUUGAAUGCUCGGGAAAUCUAGGGUUUUCUUCGUCCGCAAUGGAGGCGGUGGUGGUCGACGCAGGUUCAAAACUUCUCAAAGCAGGCUUCGCUGCACCCGAUCAAGAUCCGGCCAUGAUCAUUCCUACGAAGAUGAAGUGCGUGGCGGAGGAAGGGGACAUGGACGAUCCCUCGGCGUUCGAGGAAUUGACAGUAGAUCCCGUUGUAAGGGGUUUUAUCAAAGACUGGGAUGCAAUGGAGGACUUACUGCGCCAUGUUCUUUACACAGGACUCGGGUGGGAGAUGGGAGAGGAAGGGCAGAUUUUGUUCACCGAUCCUCUCUCCACCCCAAAGGUUGUCAGGGAACAGUUGGUCCAAAUGAUGUUUGAAACUUUUAAUGUCUCGGGCUUUUAUGCUUCCGAGCAAGCAGUAUUAUCGCUUUAUGCAGUAGGACGUAUUUCAGGGUGCACCGUUGACAUCGGGCAUGGGAAAAUAGAUAUAGCACCGGUUUGUGAAGGUGCUGUUCAGCAUAUAGCCUCCAAAAGAUUUGAGAUUGGUGGAAUUGAUUUGACAAAUCUACUCGCUCAGGAACUCAGGAAGACCAAUCCACAAGUACAUAUUGACAUUAAUGAGGUUGAGAAAUUAAAAGAGCAAUAUGGAUGCUGUGCGGAAGAUGAAUCUUCCUUUGAUAAUACACUAAAUUCUUGUCAGAAAGAAAAGCACAUUCUUCCAGAUGGACAGAUUAUAAUGAUCGAAAGGGAAAGGUAUAUUGUUGGAGAAGCUCUAUUCCAACCAUCUAUAUUAGGAUUGGAGGAUAAUGGGAUUGUUGAACAGCUAUUUCAAAGUAUCACGGCUGUCGCGCCUGAGCUUCACCGACAACUUAUUGACAACAUUGUUCUGUGCGGCGGUACUUCAUCUAUGGCUGGUUUUGAAGAGCGUUUCCAAAGAGAGGCAGUUCUGUGCUCCUCUUCAAUACGACCUUCUCUUGUUAAGCCACCAGAGUACAUGCCUGAAAAUUUGCCAAACAAUUCAGCUUGGAUGGGCGGUGCUAUUCUUGCCAAAGUUGUUUUCCCACAGAAUCAGCACAUCACAAAGGCAGAAUAUGAUGAGACCGGACCUUCAAUUGUUCACAAAAAGUGCUUCUAACUCAAGCUUCCUCUACAAAUUUGGUGACGAUGGAGGUUAAGGGAGAGGCACAGAUAAGGAACUUAGCGGAGAAGCUGAGGGCUGAAGGAAUAGAGCACACGCUAUGGAU
Molecule: messenger RNA, 1264 nt
Organism: Phalaenopsis equestris
Lineage: Eukaryota; Viridiplantae; Streptophyta; Magnoliopsida; Asparagales; Orchidaceae
Product: actin-related protein 7
Exons: 8
Coding region: 70-1155 (361 amino acids)
Biological process (GO): anatomical structure morphogenesis
Cellular component (GO): nucleus
Source: RefSeq, a predicted model, not a curated record